Molecule: messenger RNA, 608 nt
Organism: Nelumbo nucifera (sacred lotus)
Lineage: Eukaryota; Viridiplantae; Streptophyta; Magnoliopsida; Proteales; Nelumbonaceae
Product: cytochrome b-c1 complex subunit 9, mitochondrial-like
Biological process (GO): mitochondrial electron transport, ubiquinol to cytochrome c
Cellular component (GO): respiratory chain complex III
Source: RefSeq, a predicted model, not a curated record
CAAGAUCGUAGAAAAAUGGUAGUCUGCGCCAAAGCCAGAAAGAAAUUGAACAGAGAAAGAUCAAAGACCAACAGAAGCCAUGGAUUCUACUGCUCGGAAAAGUGGAGGUCUUUUCGAAGGGCUCUACAGAGUCAUCAUGCGCCGGAACUCUGUAUACGUUACCUUCAUCAUUGCCGGCGCUUUCGUCGGAGAACGGGCAGUGGACUACGGAGUUCAUAAGCUCUGGGAGUACAACAAUGUUGGGAAGCGGUUUGAGGACAUUCCAGUACUGGGAACAAGGCAGUCUGAAGAAUGAAGUUUUGUAUCCCCUCUUUUUUCUGUCCGUGUUCUGAACCAUGGAAUUUGGACUGAAUAUCCACAAAUUUCAAUCAGAAAUUUUGAUGAUUUCCGAAACAUCUUGUAUUGACUAGUGAUCAUUUAAUAAGUGCCAACUUGUUGAUUCACGUAGCUUUAUUUGCAAAAUAUAGCUACGAAUUUAUUGUUUUGGGGUGUAUACUAUCCUUUGUCUUUGCAUUGUAAUGCGUUGAUUCAGUUUGACUCGUGACAAUUUGAAUAAGGACCCUUCAGAAGUCAAUGACUUUAAAAAUCCGGAUUUUCAGUAGUGUCAA